AUGUUUGAGUUCGUUGGGGAGAUCAAGGAUGGUGGCCGCCAGGCCUUCCGUGCGGAGGUCUGGGCCUUGCAGCAACUGCAGGACUGCGAGGCCGUGCAAAAGGGCGCCAUCCCGGCCUUCCUGGGCGCAGAUCCACAGAAGCGACGCGUCAUGAUGAGCAACGUGGCGAAACGGAAAGGGCGAGAAAAUUGGGAAAGGACCCAUGAGCCAGGUGCCGGUGGAGGGCAUCCCCAAAUGGAGGCUUUGCCUCCGAAGGUGACCUGUUCGUUGCUGGUGAGCGCUCUUCUGGCGCUAGCAUGGCAACGAGGGCAGACGACCAGUCCCCAGGGUGAAGCCAAGGAUUUCCAGCUGGAACGGCUUCUCUUGGCUCCACUGAUGGCGAUACGCCACAGCAACCAGGUGUUUCCCAGCCUGCUGGUUCUGUACAGUGCCAGUUCUAUCUCUGCAGCACUCUAUGCGGCCUUCACCUUGGGCCUCCACUUGGAUGAUGGAGGCUGGUUGGGUAGCGAUGCCGUGUCCUCGCAGCGGGCAUUUGCUGUGCAUGCAGCGGUCUGUAUCUGGAGAGCUGAUAAGGUGGAGAUCCUGUUCCAACGCUUACAGCGUUCUGUGAAGAUCGUGAAGAGCAGUGGCAUAGGCGUCAGCCUGAAAAGUAGCUUCGCGGAGCCCUUCAGCUGGUUCUGGCCGGGCUUUUGGGGCUCUGCGCGGCGCUUCGCGCUCAUCGCGGUGUCCUAUGUGGGCUAUGGCGCCUUCGUGCGCAGCGCGCUGCCAGCAGUGGUGCUGGACGAGUGUUUGUGGUGGCUGCUGAGCAAAACUCAGGACCUCUUUACGCGGAAGGUGUGCGCCCUGCCCAUGAUCUUGGACUUGGUGCUACUGCCUUUCCUGGAUUAUUUGCACAUGGUGCCGGCCAUCUUCAAGGUGGCUCUGCUGGCAUUCAUGGUCUAUCCAGACCACGAGCAGUCUCCGGUGCUGCUGGUCCUCUGUGCAUUGGCUUGGACCGGACACAACUGCCAUGUGACGAAAUCGACUUUGCUGGAAGAUCUCCCUGAACAGCUGUCGCAGCUGUGGCAGAGCCGCUACAAAGCUGGGGUCAAGCUCCCGGACGCAGGCCUGGCGCCCGUCCUGUCCUCGACGUCGACGUCGUCGAUUCUUUGCCGGGCGCUGCGGUGUUGGCUUGACGUGGCGUCGGCCGUGGAGGAAGCCAACAGGAAUGGUGUCUACCACUGCGAUGUGAAUCCCUGGAAUGUGCUGAUUGCCGAGGAUGACGCUUCGCCAGCCGCAGCUUCGCAGGGCUGCCUGGUGGACUGGGCUUGUUCCAGUGCUUCGAAGGCACCCAAGCUGCACCGCCGGGGCGACUUCCAGGCUGCUGAACUUUUAGAGGGCUCCGUGGGUCCCCACACCGACGUCUACGGCGCCUCGGUGUUUUUGAACGGUAAACGGACCGAGGUGUCCCUGGUCAUUGGUUGGUUUGAUCAUCACGAUUUACCUCAAGUCUUGUUGCUUUAA
This is a messenger RNA of Cladocopium goreaui, 1503 nucleotides long. NCBI's taxonomy places the organism in Eukaryota, Dinophyceae, Suessiales, Symbiodiniaceae. The record is from the annotation of a GenBank genome assembly.